CCAGCCAACGCAGGGAUGUGAUGGCGCCGUGUCGCCGGGCAACAUGGACUCACAUGUCUGAGUAAAUAAUAACAGCAUGUGGUCGAGUUGAAGUAUUUACCUUUGAAAAUGUAUUACAGGAACCUGCGGCAGCCAGAAAUACUCAGCGUAUUAAAGCAGGUCGACAGACGGAGCUAUGUGCACAUCUAAGAACUGUCUCACCACCAGCGAGGCAGCAGCUGGCAGCCCUCAGCAGCUUCUCGUCGUCAUGGCAGCCAAAUGGGGGACGGUGAAGGACCGCGUGACAAGUCCAGUCCGCGACCAGGACGCCACGCUGGAGGCCAACCUGGAGAACGCCGACCCCGAGCUGUGCAUCAGGCUGCUGCAGGUUCCCACGGUGGUGAACUACUCUGGUCUGCGGCGGCGGUUGGAGGCCAGCGAUCGGGCCUGGAUGGUACAGUUCCUGGAGCUGCGGGGCCUGGACCUGCUGAUGGAGGCGCUGGAGCGGCUCUCGGGUCGCGGCUGCGCCCGGAUCGCCGACGCUCUGCUGCAGCUGACCUGCGUGGCCUGCAUCCGGGCCGUCAUGAACUCAUCCGAGGGACUGCACUUCAUCCUGGACAACCAGGGCUACGUCAGGACCCUGAUUCAAGCUGUGGACACUUCUAACGUCAUGGUGAAGAUGCAGGUGUUCGAGCUGCUUGCGGCUCUGGCUCUAUUUGCCCAUCAGGGACUCCACCUGGCCCUGGACGCCCUGGACCACUACAAGAGUGUGAAGAAGCAGCAGUACCGCUUCAGCGUGGUCAUGAACGAGCUCCACGCCACCGACAACGUCCCGUACAUGGUGACGCUGCUGAGCGUCGUCAACGUCCUGGUGCUGCGAACAGAAGACCUGAGGAAGAGGGACCGACUGAGACGGGAGUUCAUCGGUCUGCAGCUGCUGGACCUGCUGCCCAGACUCAGGGAGACGGAGGACCAGGACCUGAACAUCCAGUGCGACGCGUUCGAGGACUCUUUGGCCGAGGACCAGGAGGAGAUGGAGCGGCUGUACGGAGGCAUCGACAUGAGCAGCCACCAGCAGGUCUUCACCUCGCUCUUCACCAAGGUGUCCAGCAGCCCGUCCUCGGUCCACCUGCUGUCCAUCCUUCAGGCCUUGCUGCUGGUGGAUCCGGACCGAGCUGAGGUCUGGUCGGCUCUGGAGAUGCUGGCUGACAGGGCCACCCUGCUGUCCCAGGACUCUGACGUAGAUUCUGCCGACCGUCUGCUGGAGAGGCUCCUCCCACGCAAGGCCCUCGCAGCCAAUCACAAGGUCCGAACCAUCGACAGGGCGGUACAGACUCAACUACCGGACAGUCCUCCCAGCCAAUCAGAGCCCUCCCUCAAAGAUGCCUCGACAGCUUCUUCUCAGGGACCCCCAUCUGCUCCUCCUGCCCCCUCACCUGGUGUAGCAGCUCCUCCUCCCCCUCCUCCUCCCCCUCCUCCCCCUUUACCUGGUAUGGGACCUCCUCCUCCACCUCCUCCCCCUCCUCCCCCCUUACCCGGUAUGGGACCUCCACCUCCUCCCCCCUUACCCGGUACACCUCCUCCCCCUCCUCCCCCCUUACCCGGUAUGGGACCUCCCCCUCCUCCAGGUGACUGCAUCGUAGCCCAGUCGGUUCGGGGUCUGGGCAGCUCGUACUCCAGACCCGCCCCCUGCCCCACCCUCCGUAUGAAGAAACUGAACUGGCAGAAACUCCCGUCCAGAGCGGCGACAGCCCAUCAGUCCUUGUGGACGUCGACACCUGCGGACUCUGUGGAACCGGAUUACUGCACCAUCGAGCAGCUCUUCAGUCUUCCUCCAACUGAGACCAAGACCAGGGUCCAAACCAAGACCGAGCCCAAAGAGAUUUCCUUCAUUGACGCCAAGAAAAGCCUCAACAUCAACAUCUUCCUGAAGCAGUUCAAGUGUUCCCAUGAAGACUUUGUGUCUCUGAUCCGGAGAGGAGACAGGUCCAAGUUUGAUGUGGAGGUCCUGAAACAGUUGACCAAACUGCUGCCGGAGAAACAUGAGGUAGAGAACCUGAAAUCUUACCAGGCAGACCGGGACAAGUUGUCCUCGGCGGAUCAGUUUUACCUGCAGCUGCUGGACGUCCCCAGCUACUCUCUGAGGAUCGAGUGCAUGUUGCUGUGUGAGGAGAGCAGCUGUGUGCUGGAGACCCUGAAGCCCAAAGCUGAGCUGCUGGACCGAGCCUGCCAGAGUGUGAUGGAGAGCGCUCGUCUGCCCAGCUUCUGUAAACUCAUCCUCAGUGUUGGAAACUUUCUCAACUACGGGACUCACACCGGGAACGCUGAGGGUUUUAAGAUCAGCACUCUGCUCAAACUGACAGAAACCAAAGCCAACAAGUCCAGAAUCACACUGCUGCACCACAUCCUGCAGGAGGCGGAGCUGAACCAUUCGGACCUGCUGAACCUGCCGGAUGAUAUGGAGAUCUGUGACAAGGCUGCUGGGAUGAAUCUGGAGUCGAUUCAGUCUGAAACCAACUCUGUGAUCAAACGGCUGAAAAACUGUGAGAUGAAAGUUUCUUCUUCCUCUGAGGACCUGAAGGAUCAGUACCUGUCUGCCCUACAGGUGAACCUGCGGGCGUUUGAGCAGCUGCAGCAGCUGCUGUCCUCUCUGGAGGACAAGAAGACGGAUCUGUCCGGCUACCUGUGUGAGGACAACAGCAGCUUCUCCAUCGACGAACUCUUCAGCACCAUCAAGACCUUCAGGGGCCUGUUCCUCAGAGCCAUCAAGGAGAACGAGAGCAUUCGGCAGCUGGAGCAGAAGAGGAAGAAGCAGGAGGAGGACAGGAAACUCAGAGGAGACACCACCACCAAGAUCGUCAGGAAGGACGUGUCCAACCAGAGCGAAGGCUGCAUCAUCGACAACCUGCUGGCUGAGAUCAGGAAGGGCCACAACCUGAAGAAGACCAGACCCCAAGCUGAGAGGAGCCCCAGAGUCCACGAUCAUCCCGGGGUCAUGCAGAGGUCGCUGGCUGUGGACCAGCCGGACUCGUCUGUCUCCAGCCAAUCGGAGAAGCCGGCAGAACCACCAGAGACGGGCCAGAUCCCCACGGAGCCACCAGGUGAAACAAGACCAGAACCAGGGCCAGCUGAGACUGAAGGAGGCCGCCCAGAGACUCAAAACCCCUCUGAACCCUCCACCAGUACUACUGCUGCUGCUGACACCGACGGGGACCAGAGCCGGACCAGAGCCCAGGACUCUGAGGUGGACCCAGAGACCAGAGUCAGCGGUCCAGGAGGGGAGGAGGAGGUGCCGCUCCAACCAGAGGAGUCCGGAGACGAGAAAGUAAACAGGAGCGAGGAGUCCACGCCUGAAGUGAUCAACGGGAGCACAACCCAACACAGCCAAGAUCCAGCAUCUGGUCCAGGCGAAGCAGCAGGGUCCAGGAUCGAAGCAGCAGGGUCCAGGAUCAGCUCAGCAGGAGCCGACGACGGGUCCAAGCGGUCCAAACAUAAGAAGGGAUGUGUGUCGCAGUGAGAUGUGCGGAGGAGAACUCGUCUCCACAGCAACGGGACUGAAUCCAUCCACAGGAAGAGAAACGUGUUAAAAAAAUAAAAUCUGAACUGACUUAAACCGUUUUUUCUGUCUACCUGCGCUGACAGGUGUGACCUCGCUUCCUGUUCGAUAAACCCCUCCCACACGUCAACCACUGUGGAAACUCGAUUGAUCCAUCAACAGGAAAUUGAUCGGCAACUAUUCGGUCAAUUGUUUUUGUGAGAAAAACAAACAACAGAGGAGCGUUUCUUUUUAUAUUUUCAUCGUUCGUUUUCAGUUUUUAACUGUUUAAAGACGUCGACUAGGGUUGAAGAGUCGUGCGAAACAUUUACAUGUGUUCAUAUAUAUCAUUAAAUAUAAUUAAAUAUCAUUAAAUAUUGUUAAAUGUUGUUGUUGUUGUCAUGUAGGUGAAGGACUGAGUCUGUUUGGGUCAGUCUGUUCUGGAUGUUUGUUAGACGAGAGAGGAACUCUUUAUUCAAGUUUAUUUUGAGCGGAAAAAAAGAUUUCUGAAAACGCUGCAGAGUUGCAGCAGAAACACUUCAGAUCAAACAUUUUUAAAUGAGGACUUUGUUAUUCAAACUUUUCAAAUUAAAAGCUGAAACUGA
This is a messenger RNA of Micropterus dolomieu (smallmouth bass), 4119 nucleotides long. RefSeq names its product inverted formin-2-like. Bases 176 to 3496 code for a protein of 1106 amino acids. The transcript has 24 exons. Gene Ontology annotation, molecular function: actin binding; small GTPase binding. Gene Ontology annotation, biological process: actin cytoskeleton organization. The record is from RefSeq and is a predicted model, not a curated record. NCBI's taxonomy places the organism in Eukaryota, Metazoa, Chordata, Actinopteri, Centrarchiformes, Centrarchidae.